AUCAAAUCCCUCCUACCACCACUUCCAUCGAUUUAUCUACCACGCUUUAUUCUUCGCUGACAGGAAGAAAAGGAGAAGAAUACCAGAGGCUCUUUUUAAUUGAAUAUCCUCCUAGCCUUCGUGGUGGGGCAUAAUUGGAAGUGAGGGAAGACAAGAGAAAGAAAGGGACAGCGAAAAGUUCCACGCCGCGGUCUUCCAACGAGGAACAUCAUCCAGAGUCAUUACACAAUUCUAAUUGAUCAUGUCUCGGUCCGCAGCAGACGCAACGAGAUUUACAGCUACAGGCCCGUAUGCCAGUUCCAAGCCAGAAGCUCCAUCGGGAACACCCUAUAAGCUUCCCAGUUUCUUGUCGGGUUCGAACAACAACAGCAACGGCGGCAAAAACAAACAAUCAACCAGUCCGGGAAAUUCAAACGCGCCAGGAGGUCGUCAAGAGUCACCUAGAGAGAAGGUUGCGCGACUGCGUGCCCAAGCGCGUGCUGCUCGGAUUGCCCAGUCUACAUCGCGGGUCGAUCGGAUGAUUGACUUUGGACGGAGAUUCGCAAACAAGGCCCACAAAGUGAUGGUUUAUUCUCUUAUUGCUACAUCUGCCGUCUGUGGAGCUCUCACGGUUUAUUCCAUGGUCUCAUUGACCCUGUACAACCGCCGCCAGCGCGCGCUGUGGCUCGACCGGGAACUCGAGAAGUUGCAGAAUGCAAGAACAGCAUAUGCCCAGGGCACAGCAACAUCGGAGCAGCUGGAGAUCUUGAAGAAUGAGAAGAUCGGAGAAAUUGUCAAAAAGAAGCAAGAAGAGGAGAGACAGCAGCGACCCUGGAAUAAAGCGAAGCGGUAUAUUCUUAGUGGGUUUAUUAUGGAUGAGAAUGUGACCGAGACGGCUCCUGCUGGAGCAACUGCUACUACUCCCUCCGAUGACAAGUCUCCGGUAUUAGAGGCUAUAAACGCAAAGAUAGCCGAACAAGAAGCAGCCAAGUCCAGCACAGAGCAAUCAUCUCCACAGCCUGGCCCUCUGGAUGUCAUGGCCGAGAAUGCUGAGACGGCUGCAAAACAGUCGGCUCGCAGCUGGAAGAGCUGGUUCUUUCUCGGACGGUAGAAUAUAGGUAGGAAUACCAAAGAGCAAAAAAAAAGGAAGGGGGGAACGGUACCUGUUCGGGCUUGGAUGACUGCCAGACUAUUACCUUGUUGUCACUAUAUUAACUCGUUCUGUGCUUUUUUGUUUCCAAAUUUCUUUCUCCCUUUAGCCCAGAGUUCCAUCAAGUCGGGGUUGGUGGCGUCUGUUGGAAAUGUUCUGUGUCUCUUUUUUUCGUUUCGUCUAUAUGGGACGGCCCUGGUUCAGUCGUCCCUAUAUACCUGUAUAUUGUGUACAUAUGGAUACUUCCAGAUUUUGGUUCCAGGCUUCUAUUUCUCUUUACUACAUGGAAAUAAAAAACAGAAUAGAAAGAUGUCGAG
Molecule: messenger RNA, 1446 nt
Organism: Monascus purpureus
Lineage: Eukaryota; Fungi; Ascomycota; Eurotiomycetes; Eurotiales; Aspergillaceae
Source: the annotation of a GenBank genome assembly